GAGCGCUUCCGGGGCGGCGGCGAGGGAGGUAGAAGUGCAGUGUCCUGGCAGGUGGCUGCUGUCUCUGGGCGGGCCUGGGAGGCUCCCGAGGUGGGGGCCGGGUUGGGAUGGCUGCAGCGGCGGCCGGGGCCGGGAGCGGGCCCUGGGCGGCCCAGGAGAAGCAGUUCCCGCCGGCGCUGCUGAGUUUCUUCAUCUACAACCCGCGCUUCGGGCCGCGUGAAGGAGAGGAGGAAAAUAAGAUUUUAUUUUAUCAUCCAAAUGAGGUAGAAAAGAAUGAAAAGAUUAGAAAUGUCGGAUUGUGUGAAGCUAUUGUACAGUUCACAAGGACCUUUAGCCCAUCAAAACCUGCAAAAUCUUUACAUACCCAGAAGAAUAGACAAUUCUUCAAUGAACCAGAAGAACAUUUCUGGAUGGUCAUGAUUGUUCGGAAUCCUAUAAUUGAAAAACAGAGUAAAGAUGGAAAACCAGUUAUUGAAUAUCAAGAGGAAGAGUUGUUGGACAAGGUUUAUAGUUCCGUGCUACAGCAGUGCUACAGCAUGUACAAGCUUUUUAAUGGAACAUUUCUGAAAGCCAUGGAAGACGGAGGCGUCGAGCUUCUGAAAGAAAGAUUAGAGAAAUUCUUCCAUCGGGUAAGUACUUUGAAUUUCAUUUAUAACUUUAGUGAGCAUUCAGCAGAUUUUUAGAGAAAUAUGGACGGGCAAGUUUGUUUCUUACGUACAAAAAACCCAGAACUUGAAAGUGGCAAAGAGCCUGAGACGGACCGUCGUAAAACUGGAGCAGCGAGGAACCGUGUGAGGCGUACGCUCUGGACCCUCCUCCAGCUGUAAGGCAGAGCUUCCUGCAUUCGCCCGGAGCUCUUAAAGAGUCCUGGAGUCAUCGUUUGGCCUCCUUGUGUUUUACCUGCGUCUGUUCUGGGCUUACCCAGCAGCCGUCUUUUGUGUGAUGGAUGAGUUGAUAAGGAAAACGUGAUUAUUGGAGUUGCACAUUCUUAGGGAUGGGCUCUGUUCACUAAACAGGCAUAAGCUGUGUUGAUGCAGGAAGAGUUACUGAGUUACUGGCUGUGGGCCUUUGUCAGAUGAGUGAUUAGGGACAUGUGUCCCAAGUGGUGUUCUCUUCCAUUGUGUUUGAAUUUUGCAUAUUUCACCCGACCUUG
Piliocolobus tephrosceles (Ugandan red Colobus) is the source of this 1153-nucleotide messenger RNA. Its product is annotated as vacuolar fusion protein CCZ1 homolog B-like. Gene Ontology annotation, cellular component: Mon1-Ccz1 complex; intracellular membrane-bounded organelle. The coding region runs from base 108 to 683 and encodes 191 amino acids. The record is from RefSeq and is a predicted model, not a curated record. Gene Ontology annotation, biological process: vesicle-mediated transport. The transcript is spliced from 6 exons. Lineage: Eukaryota; Metazoa; Chordata; Mammalia; Primates; Cercopithecidae.